This is a messenger RNA of Brienomyrus brachyistius, 775 nucleotides long. It is a transcript of the gene rps7, whose product is annotated as ribosomal protein S7. Gene Ontology annotation, cellular component: ribosome; cytosolic small ribosomal subunit; 90S preribosome. The transcript has 7 exons. Gene Ontology annotation, molecular function: structural constituent of ribosome. The record is from RefSeq and is a predicted model, not a curated record. The coding region runs from base 150 to 734 and encodes 194 amino acids. NCBI's taxonomy places the organism in Eukaryota, Metazoa, Chordata, Actinopteri, Osteoglossiformes, Mormyridae. Gene Ontology annotation, biological process: ribosomal small subunit biogenesis; translation; rRNA processing.
GUUACCGUUUCACAGAACGAAUGCUGUACUUGGGUUUCGGUCACUUCCGGGUUCUCGAUUUCCCAUGAGCCAAUGUCACACCGCGCUAAUAGCAACUUCUCGCGAUAUUCCGGCCUCUUCCCUGGCCGUCGUUGACUGAGACAUAGGCCAUGUUCAGUACCAGUGCGAAAAUCGUAAAGCCCAAUGGCGAGAAGCCAGACGAGUUCGAGUCCGGCAUCUCCCAGGCGCUCCUGGAGUUGGAGAUGAAUUCGGAUCUGAAGGCUCAGCUGAGAGAGCUCAAUAUCACUGCUGCGAAGGAAAUCGAAGUUGCUGGCAACAGGAAAGCAAUUAUCAUCUUCGUGCCGGUGCCCCAGCUGAAGUCUUUCCAGAAGAUCCAGGUGCGGCUUGUGCGAGAGCUGGAGAAGAAAUUCAGCGGUAAACAUGUGGUCUUUAUCGCACAGAGGAGAAUUCUGCCGAAACCAACAAGGAAAAGCCGCACAAAGAACAAGCAGAAGCGUCCUAGGAGCCGCACUCUUACAGCUGUGCAUGAUGCCAUCCUCGAGGACCUAGUUUUCCCAAGUGAAAUUGUUGGCAAGAGGAUCCGAGUGAAACUGGACGGCAGUCGACUCAUCAAGGUCCACCUUGACAAAGCUCAACAGAACAAUGUUGAACACAAGGUCGAGACCUUUUCCUGUGUCUACAAGAAACUCACAGGCAAAGAUGUCGUGUUUGAAUUCCCAGAAUUCCAACUGUAAAGUGCUAAUGACAAAAUAAAUUUGUGUACGGUAACACAGAA